UGAAUAACAUAAUUUCAUUAGUUAAAUGGAUCUGGUUGGCUCAGGAUGUGAGAGAUCUUGAGUUCGAUCCCCAGCGGCGCCGUUUGUGUGUUCACGGAGGCAUGCCUGAGUGCCGGGGACGAAGUCUCACGUGUUGUGUCUUGUAUAGGUGCUCCCCAGGUUUAGUAGAUCACGCUGUCACAAAGUGGCAUGUGGGGUUGAGAUUCAUGGGUCAUAAAAAAAAUUAUUAACUAAAUGUUGAUAUCACAAAGUAUAAAAUGAGAUUAGUUAAUAUUGAACACUUAACUUUUAUUAUUAUUAUUAUUAUUAUUAUUAUUUUAAUAUUGAUAUUAAUCACAUGUAUCAUGUAUGGCAUAGAAUAUAUCAAAUACGAGUCAAGAUUUUACUAAGCGAGUUAAUUCGAACUGGAUUCGGCUCGUCAAACUGGGAUAAAACUCGACUCGGCUCAUUUGCCGCGGUAAGCACAGCUGGGUAGGGAGACUGGUGGGCAGGGGUGAACAAACACACUCGCAAACCGACCCACCCGUCCAAUCCGACCCAACCCACCCGUAUUUAUCGCUAAAACGAAGGUUUUGUGUUGGGUGAGGGUUUUCUUUUGUACAACCCGCCUCUUUUGGGUUGGGUUUGGAUUUUGGAUUACACAACCCGUAGAACCUGAUCCAACCCGUGUUCCAACUAUUAGUAUGAGUUCGUAUCUAAAAAUAUUUAUGUCGUAUAUAGUCAUACUUAUGAGAAAAUUAAGAUAUUUCGCCAUGUUUUCCUAUCAUGGUCUCCCUAAUCUAAUGCAUUCUUCGACUUGAAGUUUAGACAUAAAUUAAAUAUAGUUAUGAUUCACUUAAUCUUUUUUUUUUUGUACAAUUUUAAUAGAAUAAUAUAUUAUGGAUGCGUUUGUUUAUAACCUUUUUAGCCUAUUUCAACAAAUAUCGUGAAAAAAACUAGACAUAUGUUGAAGUAAAUCACAUUUUAUUAAAAUUCAAAUAACAUUUGUGAAUUUUGAUACCUUUCACCUCGGUUUAUUCGUUUGAAAUUUUAAUUAGUUAUAAAAUAUUUUUAUGAUGUAUAAUAAUUAUAUAUUAUAUGUUGGGUUGGGUUGGGUUGGGUUUUUACUUAAAAAUAUAGCGAACCCGAUCCAACACAAUUAGAAACAAACCGUAGGGUUUAAAUAUUUUUGGGUGGGUUGGGUUUGAUAAUUCUCAAACCGUAGUGUAUGAGUCGGGAUUAAAAUGAUUAAACCCGGACCAACCAACUCAUGUACACCCAUAGUGGUGGGGUGGGGGUUAGUUUAAGAACAAGAAUUUACAUACACCGUUCUGUGCUGGUGGCCCCACAUCUCCAACGGCUACGUGCGCGUCACCUUUGUUAAGUUAACGCCGUUUAAUGCUUCCUUACAGCAGGACCCUGACUCUUUCAUUUUGCCAAUUCUUUAUGGCAUUGAUGAUUAAAAAAAAAUUGAAUAUUUUAUUUUCACGAGAUUGUUUUUAGUUUUACUCACUCUUCCUUCUCGUAGACUGUACUUGUAGACCGUUGUAAGUUGGGAUCAUUUCAAAAUAUUUAUGUGCGGGCGCGUCCAGCAUGGGGACUCAUUUGAUCUUGCCCACCUCCACCACCAUCUUUGGUCUUGUGUUUCACGGGUAUGACCUUCCUUCUUCCCUAUAUAUAUAUACACAACACAAGUAGUGGUAAAAACAUUCUCACAUUUCCCCACCCACGGCUACAUUUAUUUAGGUGAGGAGGGUGAAUGAACCAACUCACUCUUUGGAGAUAGGGGGGUUUACUAUAGAUUAGGUGGAAAAUUUAGUGAUUCCCAUGAAGCAAGAAAGAGGGAGGUUUGAUUGUUAAUGAAUAUGGGAGGGUAUACUUCUUACUGCAAUUAAUACAGUCAAAAAGUGCUAUUUUUUCUAUGUAUAUGUGUUUUGGUGACUUACAAGAGUCGAAUCGUAAGUUUCAAAACGCGAUUUUGACUACAUUAGAUAGGAAAAGUGUGAUUCUACAGUGAAAAUUUUGGUAACUUAGAAACAUAAACGAGUAAACAUCCAACUUUUAAAGCGUAAUUUUGACUAAUGCAACCAUCUAAUUUAAUGUGAUUGCUAUAUGGAGCACAUGUUGCAAGAGUACUAUUUCACAUAUACAUGAUAAUUUUUGGAAUGAUUAUGGAUGUUUAGCUUACUUAAGCUUUAGGAUUGAAAUGUUACUCUUGGUCCCUUACCUGUUAUUAGGUGGGAAAUCUAGUGAUUCGCAUGAAGCAAGAAAGAGAGAGAUGAGUUGAUAUGGAAGCGAGGCUUGAUUGUUAAUGAAUAUGGGAGUGUGUAGUACUUACUGCGACCAUCUAAUUUGAAUCGAUCAUAGUAAAUUUUUUAUUCAACAUGUUGCAAGAGUAGUAUUUUUCAUAUACGCGAUAGAUAGGUUUCGGAAUGAUUAUAGAUGUUUAGCUUACUUAAGCUUCAGGAUUAAUGCUACUUUUGGUCCCUUAGCUACUAUUAGCCCCUCGACUUUAGGAUUAGGAUAAAGUGUUUUCGGGUGAGUAUGAUUUAGGAAAUGUCAUGCCAACAUGAUCCGGUAUAACUGAUAGGGGUCUCGCAUUCAUUUUCUAACUAUAUUUUUCUGAACUAAUACAAAUACAUUUCAAACAGUAUAUUAAUUAAGAAGACAAACAAAAUCAACUUACAGGCAGGCGGCCAACCACGCCCUAGAAAAAAGUAGAAGAGGGGUUUGAUUAACUAUUGGUUCUUAAUUAAUUAUGUUUGGGGAUUUGGGGGAUGGAUGAAGAAGACGUGGCAGCGCGCAAACGCGUUUGCUAGCGGAGGGAAAGGAAGACUAGACAGGGAGAGAGCAAAGCAAAACGUGUUUUGGUUAAGCCGAGCCGAGGGAUUCUUUUGUAGGGAAGGGAAAGGAACUGUUUGGGGUUAGGUCGCGAACAAAAGAAUGGCUGCCGUCUUCCUCCUUUCCUUUUCUCCAUUACAAUUAUCCAAUUGCUCUACAAGACAGGGAGAGGUCUGGAAUGGAGGCAAGGGGGAAAAGACAAAGCAGUCAACCCAGUCCCCAUACCUAAUAUUAGCCACUAGGAUAACAAUGAUUGAAGCUGAUUUUCAUAUAUAUCAUUCUCAAAUCACGGCUUUAAAAUGAGAAUCAUUCUUGUAACUCGUAACAAAAAAUGCUUGGGAUGUUAUAUGUCAUAUCAAAACUAACCAAUAUGUGGUUCGGGAAAAAAAACUACCUGCACCAUCCUUGAAAAAUCAUGUGUAAAGUUUUUUUAUUAAUCUAAAUUUUUUCUUCGAAUGUCGAUGUAAAAUGAAGUUUCUUUGUCACAUUGUUUGUAAGACUGAGAGAAAAUGAAAAAGAUUUGAGUUCUAAGAGAUAAUUAUUAUGAUUAGGGAUAUGGAUGAACCAAGUGUUAAAGACUUAAAGUGAACGAGUCUUAAACAUAGUUAUAAUACAUAUUUGGGUGAGUUCGGUGCAGAUACUUAAAAUUCCAAAAUCACACCAAACUCAUUAUCUCUUUGCCGAAUUCAACAAAACUCCACUCAAUUGUAAUAUCGAUUGGGUCUUCCAAACAAAAUAUAUUCGAAAUCGAUUGGAUACCCAAUUUUGUUAUCCGUAAAAGCGCACCAAAUGGGUGGAGCUUACAAAAAUGCUCAUGUUUGCUCCUCUUAACUACCGAGUUGACAUUUCUCGACCUGCAGGCAGGCAGCAACUAGUGGUUGUUGGGCAGUCUCAAACACAAAACAAAAAAUGAUAUUCAUAAUUAGAGUAGUUGUUGUCUACGAUUUCCCCUUCCAUUUCUUGCUUCUGAGAUUAUACAUCAUCAACAAGUCCAAUUCUUAUACUGGUUUGCAUUUGGCCAUGCCUGUUUCCCAAUGAGGAACGGGUAAACCACUUCGAAUUUGGGUGCAUAUCAUACAUUUAAUCACAUAAUGGUUACUUUUAUCAUUCGAUUUUUCAAAAUGAGAUCUUAAUCUUCAAUUGUAACAUGAAAAUUGUUCGUAUAUUAAGCAUUUGUGAACUUGCUCUAUACAAUUUCAAGAAUUCAAUCUAAAGGACCAUUAUAAGAACAAAAUUAUGAUGGAAAAUGUAUGAAUUAGCAGUAAAUUCUAGGCUGUACCUUCAUGAUAAAGAAAUCUUGACAAUUAAAUUUAAAAUUUGGUGAUAAGAGUAUGCACUUAGUCAAAGAUGUAUUGUAAACACACCCCGAGAUUGCGAUGGGGUGGGUUUGUCUAAAUCAUCUGUAUGCUCAUUUUCAAAUAUACAAACACAUACUCGUCGCAUACCCAUGCAGGGAGAGGACUUGAAAUCUCAUCCCCACACCCACGAUUUUUGUGUAUCAGUGGGUCAUACCUGCACCAUAUAUCCAAUAUUACGAUGCCUAGAAUUCAGCAUGCAGACUUUUCGUUAUAACACUAAACAUGCCUAAUAAGUCAUGAAAUUAACAAAGCUACGAUCCUUCAUAUAAUCACGAAUUCCAAACGUUCAAUCUUAAAACAUUCAUUAAUCCAGAAAAUGUGCAAUAUUAUUUAAAUCAUUCAUCUCCAACUCCACGUAUAUACUAAGCAAUAAAUAACUAACAUAAUAUUGUUAACAAGAUAGAAAGAAGUGGAAGAGUGAAGGGUGGGUGGAGGAAAAGAAAUUAGUGUUUGGCUCUAAAACCACGCUUGCCUCAUCUGGUCAUCCCACUCAAAUUUUUUUUGGGUUUUACCCAUACCCGUUUCUUGUCCAAUCAAUGUGGAAAGUUACUUUAUUGACUGAAUCGGGUGCGGUUGAGUACCUAUUGUUUGAGCCUAACUGGGUGUAGGAGUGAGACUCGGGAAGAUGGGUCAAGGAGAGUAAGCAAUAAGAAAAUAACUGUCAACGGAAGAACUGAGGAGAGAAUGAAUGGAGUUAAGAGGGUGAUAUCUUAGAGAGAGAAGUUGAUAAUUCAUAGAGAUAGAGUCUGAAAAAUCUGAUCCCCUCACCCACCGGAGUAAAUGCCGUAUUUAUAGGCUACAUGGUGGUGGGUGAGUUACAUGAUGGCAUGGUUACAUGACUACUGACAUGUCAAAAGCAUAGGCCACAUCCCUACUUAGGAAAAGACCUUUAGCCAUGACUAUACCUAGGACUAUGAUGGUGACUACUCUUUGAGUGACGCGGCGCCGCUUUCAUGGUCUCUUGGUCAAGGUCAACAUCUGACCAAAGCGUCGUCGUUCGGUGUCCGGGCGCAGCCUCCGGGCGCGGUUCUUGCUCGCGUGCCUGACUCUUGCGUGAGCGCCGUUGGGAUGUUUCUUUGGCGUGGUGAGAUCCGAGUCACAUGCCCAACACCUAUGAUGAUGAGUUUGAUUGUCGUCCCUACCUAAAUUUGAUAAUGUCAAUUUAUAUGAUUAAUUGCAAUGUGGGGGAAGGGUAAGAAAAUUUUGCAUUCUUCUUUCAAAGCCAAAAAAAUGAAAACCAUUCUCUUCUUUGUUUGUAUAUCUAGUUCAAAUGACAUUUCCAAGCGUUAGUUGUAAUCCACCAUUAUCAUAAUUAUAUUUUCCUAAUACGUUGAAUGUUUAGCAUCUAAUUCCUCAACAUGACAUUUGUUUAAUCUUGAAAUACCCUCUCAUGCUCACAAAGUAAAAAAUUUCACCUAACCCCAUCCAUCUCAAGCAAGGUUGUCAAACCGGUUUAUGCUAGUGUGCUGGUUUAGCAAGUGGAAUGGUUCGACCAGUGGCACAUACCGGUUUGUGCCGGUGAAUAUUACAAAUAAAAUUAUAAAUACUCAUAUUUAAACAUGACAUUUAAUGCCAAUACCUAAACAUUUAUACUUGAAUCCAACAAAUAACAUCAAUAUUUAACUUUUAUACUCAUAAAAUAAAUAAUAAAAUAAUAUUUAUCAAUUAAAUUUGCUAAAAUAAUGUCAUUUUACUUAGAGAUUCGUAUCUCGAUAAUGCCGAUUAUACCGGUGGUGUCACGCCGAUUUUAUGACCGGUAUCGGUUGAACCUGGUACAACCGGUGGCACGCCGGCCGGCAUGACAACCAUGAUCUCAAGUAAAAUGACCCAUCCACCAAUUUGAUUGGAUUGGAGUACCACUUUUUUGUCAAAUGAUUUUAUUACCAAAUCAAACCUUCACAUUCACACAUCUAAUCUCAUCUAUUUCCUCCACUUUAAUUAAUGUUUUCAAAAAGCCAUAUGAUUAGUGCCCUCCCAAAUUUCUCUCAACCCUUUUGAGUGGUUCCCCACAAACUAAGAAAAGAAAAACAAAUUGUGGCAUUUUGGUAAAAUGGAGUUGAUACCAAAGUCAAUAAUUCAGAGUCUUUGAGCUGGCCAGGUUUAUAAGUCCCCUCCUCUAACCUCAACUAGCCCUUAGCUGGUUUUUCUUUCAACACACCACCAAAGGAAAGAAUAAAAGAAGACACCUCCCAAAAGAAAACUCAUAAAGAAAGCCAAAUCAGAGCAUCUCAAAACAGAACCCAGAGGGGAGAGUUAAAGGAGGAGGCACCAAAGAAGAAGAAGAAGAAGAACCCAUUGGGCUAACAAGAGAGCCCUUUGAGAAAGAAGAAGGGGGGAACAAGGAAGAAGAAGCUGUUUCUCCACUUGGGUUUUGCUAAAGAUUUGUUCUUUUUGAGGUAUAGAAAUGGCCGGCAGCAAUUUGAUUUGUGUCAUCUUCAUGAUGCUGCUGGUUAGCUUGUCUCCGGCGGCCGUUCAGGCGAGCGGCGGUGGUGGUGGAGUGGAAGGCUGGUUACCACUCAGAUCUUCAUCGGAAGGGUUGAUUUCUGAUGUAAUGGCUGCCGAUGGGGAGGAGUUCGCCAUGGAUUCAGAGAUCAGCAGGAGGGUUCUGCAGUCGUCUGGCAGGUACAUAAGCUAUGGAGCUCUCCAGAGAAACACUGUUCCUUGCUCGAGGCGUGGCGCUUCUUACUACAAUUGCCGGGCUGGAGCUCAGGCCAACCCUUACUCCCGUGGCUGCAGCGCCAUUACCAGGUGCAGAAGCUAAAAAGUAAAGAAAGAUUGGAACUUCCUCUUCUUCUUUCUUAUAACCUCUUGUUUGUAAUUUAUUUCUCUCUUUUUUAUAUUUUUGGGUUCUUUUCUUUCUACAUUUUUUUUCUCUUUUUUUGGAUUUGAUUGUCAUACUUGGAGGUGGAUGAACAAGGAAUGAAAGAGAGUGAGAGCUCGUUGGUGAGAUGGCGGUGGAUGGUUAUUAUUGAUGGAAAUAUAUUGUUGUUGUUAUAAUUUUACGGCUUCUCAAUUUGGCUUUUGUAAAAGAUUAUACUGCUUUAUUGCUAUUCUUUGUUCUUCCUUCUGGUUUCUGGAUUUAGCUUUGAUAAAGUUGCAGUCUUGAAGGGAAGAUCCUGUCAUCUUUCUUAUUCUGUCACUGGGGAUUGCAUAGAUUCCUUCUUUUGUUCCUUUGGAUAGUUGGAUUAGGGAUAUGAUUUGAGGUCUCCAAAUUGCGUUGUUUACUUCUCAAAUUGCCUUCUCCUACCCUCGAUCUUUAGAUUAGGGAUUCAGUAGUUCCUCCCAAUUGGUUCUAUGUUCUUGUCAAUUGCCGUCCCCUUUUGCUAACCUUCACCUAAGGAUUGAUUUAUGUCCUCAAUUGGUUCUAAUGUGCUUGUCAAUUGUCUUUAAACUUGGGAUUCAUUAGUUCUCCAAGUAGUCUGUUGAUGAAAGAAUUCUCUGAGAAAGUUCAACACUUUUAGAGGAGGAAGGUUGGGUCUCUGUUUGGUUGUUGCCCUUGGCCUCAGUUUUUUCAAGUUAAAGUCUGUUGGAAGGGGGGAAAGCAAUUCCUAGAUUCCACCACCUUCUCCUUUCUUGCCCACUUUUAGGGUUCAGUGGAAUUCCAAAUCAGAAAUCUGAAAUUGUGAGUGGUUUCUGGGUUCCAAGAUACAUCCACUUCAUGUUCUUCCAUCAAAAGGUGGACUGAACAAAAGAUUUGGCAGCAGAUUGAUUGAGUGGUAGAGAAUAAAGUCAGGCAUGGGAAGGAAAAGGAAGGAAAAGAAAGCUGGCUGCUGCUGACCUGGCAAAAGUUGGUAUCGUUCUGGCCAGUUGUUCUUUUGGCUAACAAUAUAGGCAUAUGUUGUUU
Messenger RNA from Linum trigynum, 8022 nucleotides. Lineage: Eukaryota; Viridiplantae; Streptophyta; Magnoliopsida; Malpighiales; Linaceae. The record is from the annotation of a GenBank genome assembly.